Molecule: messenger RNA, 1815 nt
Organism: Mesitornis unicolor (brown roatelo)
Lineage: Eukaryota; Metazoa; Chordata; Aves; Mesitornithiformes; Mesitornithidae
Gene: RAVER2
Product: ribonucleoprotein, PTB-binding 2
Exons: 11
Cellular component (GO): cytosol
Molecular function (GO): mRNA binding
Source: RefSeq, a predicted model, not a curated record
GAAAUCCAUGACUUAUUUAAAGAUUAUGAGAUCAAGUAUUGCUAUGUGGACAGAAAUAAAAGAACAGCAUUCGUUACUCUGUUAAAUGGAGAGCAGGCUCAAAGUGCCAUUCGGAAGUUUCACCAGUAUCCUCUUCGGGGAAAAGAGAUAUCCGUGCAGCUCCAACCAACGGAUGCUUUGCUGUGCAUUACUAAUUUGCCCCUUUCCUUUACAUUGGAAGAGUUUGAAGAACUGGUGCGUGCGUAUGGCAACGUCGAGAGAUGUUUUUUGGUCUAUAACGAAGUUACCGGUCACUCGAAGGGCUAUGGCUUUGUGGAGUACAUGAAGAAGGACUCUGCUGCCAAGGCGAGACUGGAACUUUUGGGGAAGCAGUUGGGGGAGAGCACUCUCUUUGCCCAGUGGAUGGAUGUGAACCAGCUCACCACAAAUCUUAUUCACUCCAAGUGCCUUUGUGUAGAGAAAUUUCAAAAAGACUACGCUGAUUCAAAAGAACUCAUCCAGGCUUUCUCACUAAAGUAUAAACCUGUGUUCUGCCAGUUUGCUCAGGAUGAAGACAGUCACAUCGGUGACUUUGCGGUGGUGGAGUAUGAAACCGCAGAGCAGGCUGAGCGAGUCCAAGAAGUGACCGAUGGGAUGGCCAUCAAAGGGAGGAGACUCCAAGUGUCGUACUGUGCACCCGGAGCGCCGGGCAGGAGCACCUUAGCAGCACUUAUAGCGGCGCAGAGGAUGAUGAGGAACAAUAGAAAAGGCUUGCUUCCGGAGCCAAACCCCAUGCAGAUUAUGAAAAGUUUUAAUAAUCCCGCAAUGUUGCAAAUGCUUCUGCAGCCCCAGUUGCGUGGACAUCCUGUUAAGCCGGUUCUUGGAGCAUCUGCAGGUUUACCUCACCUUAUAAAUUCGGCAGUUGGCUCACCUUUUUUGCAGCUGAAUAAAGUUCAUCAGAGUUCAGUUCUGGGUAGCACAUCUAACUUACUGCUGCAGAGCCCUGCGCACCUACCACUGCCACAGCAGCAGCUGAUGAAGGUUGAAAACCUCCAGGCUAAUAGUAAACCGGGUUUGCUGGGAGAGCCUCCAACUAUGCUGCUUCAGACAGUGCUGGGAAUAGGGGUAAUGCCAUCAGUGAGCUCAGCCAUGGGAACCCGUGGAGAAGCUCUUAAGUCAUCUAAUUGACUCCCAAUUCAACCAGCAGCAGCAGCAGGGAUGGGCAUGCUGCCAUUCUUCCCGAAUCAGCACAUUGUUGGGCAAGCUCUGCCAGGGCCAAACAGUGCUGCAGAUAAAGCAGCAGCUCCCGACGUGGUUGUCUCGGGAUCACAGCCUUAUCAUCAGACCCUAACGCAUCUUUCUGCGGGAGCUCUGCGGGCUGGCCAUGCCAAACAGCAAAAUCAGCUAAAAAGCACUGAUACAGCUUUGGGGACUCCCUUGAAAAAACAGACCUCGCUGCUUGGAGAACCACCGAAAGAAAUACGUCUUAGUACUAACCCCUACCUGAAUUUGGCAAGCGUGUUGCCUGGUUUAUGUCUUCCAGCAGUCGCUAGCAAAGGCUCCAGUCCACCGCAGCAGACCGGACUCGCAAACAACAUCGUGGAUGCUGCUGCGUCUCAGGGAACUACAACGCAGCACGCAAUGGAAAAUUAUUUUAAUUACUCCCAACAGCACGGGGAGUACUCGCAGGUGGCUCCAGCGCGCAGCGAGAAGCGCGGCUCCUCGUACCUCGUGUCCUCCCCAGAGCCUGGCCCCUUGGAGUACCUCGCCCAGCAGACCCAGGGCUCCGCAGUCCGCUACGCAGAAUCCUCCCUCAAAAAAAAGCGCGUUUAUUGA